GCAGCAGCAGCAGGAUUAUGAUUUAUGAUCACCACACACAAUCACCAACUCAAACUCCAUUAUUAACAUCGCCAACCAGAGAGCUUUGUGUCGACACAAGUACCCUAGCUAGUGUAGAAGACAGGAAAAAAGAAAGCUUAGAAUUAGCCCUUUCCAAUUCAAUUAAUAGAAAGAAGCCCAGCCCUAGCCUCUCUCUCUCUCGCUCUGAAAUUGAAUGCAGCAGCAGCAGCAGCAGCAGCAGCAGCAAGCCCACAUUGAAUGCCCACGCGGUUUCGAAAGAGCAUUGGUCUCUCACACAGCUGACUUUGGCCUCCACUCCCCUCAUUAUGCAUCCCAUUUUUUGCUGUCAUUUUGACUCUCUUUUCUCUUCCUCUGCCACCUCCCACACCUUUUUUCCACUCUGUCUCUUUCCCCUUCCCCAUUUAUUAAUGUCAGCAUUUGGGCAAUGUGCUCCUCUAUAAAUGCACUUUCACCGUUUCCCCCUUCCUUUCCAACCCAACUCCCAAGUCACAAGUCACAGUACCCUUUAGAAUCCACCUGCCCAUCUCAGCAAUCAACCUCCUUUCUUUCUCCAAACAAGAAACAAAAAGAAGAGAAAGGUGAGGAAUCCAAUUACAAGGGAAGGAUCUGAUCUGCAGAAUGGGGAGACCACCAUGCUGUGACAAGGGUGGGGUGAAGAAAGGUCCAUGGACUCCUGAAGAGGACAUCCUCCUCGUCUCCUACGUUCAGGAGCACGGCCCUGGCAACUGGAGAGCCGUCCCCACCCACACUGGUACUUUUUUUUUUUUUGCCAUACUCAUUGCUGAUUUCUGUGUAAUGAACCAUAAAAGUUGGUCACUAAAGAAACCAACCGGUUGCAAUGGAUACCGCUUUCUGAAGACUAAUGGGUUCAAUGGGUUUCCAUCAAUAUUUUGCAGGGCUGCUGAGAUGCAGCAAAAGCUGCCGGCUUCGAUGGACUAAUUACCUCCGUCCAGGGAUCAAGCGCGGCAACUUCACUGAUCAUGAAGAGAAGAUGAUCAUCCAUCUCCAAGCCCUUCUGGGAAACAGAUGGGCAGCCAUAGCUUCGUACCUCCCGGAGCGAACGGACAACGACAUCAAGAACUACUGGAACACCCACCUCAAGAAGAAGCUCACGAUGACGAACAAUAGCGAUUCCUCUUCUCCGUCUCCUUCCUCGUCGGCUAAUUCAUCGAUCUCAUCUUCCACCAGGAAAUCUACGAAACCCUCGAGAGGCCAAUGGGAAAGAAGGCUUCAAUCCGACAUCCAAACCGCCCGCCGCGCCCUCUCCCACGCCAUUUCUCCCUCCUCCUCCGUACAUCUCAACCACGGCGGCGGCGGUGCCGGCUCGACAUACGCGUCCAGCGCCGACAACAUCGCUAGGCUGCUUAAAGACUGGAUGAAGAACAAGCCUACUAGUAGCAGCGCCGGGAGUAAGGUUUGCGAUUCCCAGAGUUCACCCAGCUGCAACGACUCGGCCGAGUCAAUUCCCAUUGGUGGUGGUGGGGAAUCGGUGGCCGUCGAGUUACCGGGUCGCUCAUUCAAUGCUCUGCUCGGGUUCGGGUUCGGGUCGGGCGACGGGGCUUCGAACUGUUCGGAUCUUUCCCACAGCGGGUCUCCUGUGGCUACUACAAAGAGGAUGUUUAAGGCCGAAGAAGGGUGCGAGGAUGUGUCUCAUCCCGACGAGGCUAGCUUGUCGUUGCUCGAGAAAUGGCUACUCGAAGAAGGGAGUUUGACCGGCGCCGUUGGGAAGCACGAUUUUUUUACUGCGGUGCUCGAGUAAAAACAAUUAAUUCUACUUUUUUUUUUUUUUUUACUGGCAGCUAAGUGAUGGGAAUUGACUAAACAUUCGUUGAUUAUCAUUUUUUCUCUUUUAUUUACAAUAUUGCUCCAGAAUGUACUGAUGAGCUUGGAAAUAAUGAAGAUGCAGAUAGGAUUGAUAUCAUUGGAUUAGUGAGAUUUUAAUCACAUAAAAUGCAAUCCAUUGAUAUCAGUCAUAUCUAUAAUGGAGUCGCUAAUGUAGUAUUGUUUUUUUUUCUUUUUCUUCGUGAAAGUAAUAAUUGAUUUAUCUGUGG
Linum tenue is the source of this 2072-nucleotide messenger RNA. The record is from the annotation of a GenBank genome assembly. NCBI's taxonomy places the organism in Eukaryota, Viridiplantae, Streptophyta, Magnoliopsida, Malpighiales, Linaceae.